Molecule: messenger RNA, 354 nt
Organism: Lycium barbarum (goji berry)
Lineage: Eukaryota; Viridiplantae; Streptophyta; Magnoliopsida; Solanales; Solanaceae
Exons: 1
Coding region: 1-354 (117 amino acids)
Source: RefSeq, a predicted model, not a curated record
AUGAGGGCCGAGGAAACAGUGAAUGAAUAUUUUGAUCGAACUCUUGCCAUUGCUAAUAAGUUAAAAGCAAAUGGGGAGGACAAAGGAGAUAUAGGGGUUGUGGAGAAGAUCUUUAAAUCCAUGACUUCCAAGUUUAAUUAUGUCGUUUGUUCCAUUGAGAAGUCCAAGGAUAUGAGCACAUUGACCAUUGAUGAACUGCAAAGAAGUCUGCUUGUGCAUGAACAACAAAUGAGCCCUUUAAUUGAGGAUGAACAUGCCUUAAAGAUUUCCCAUGGAGAACUUUCUGGUGGAACGGGUCGAGGCUUUGGAAGAGGAGGUCGUGGAAGAGAAGAGGCAGAUUUGACAAAGCUAUAG